AGAUUGUGUACAACAUUGUUGGUUUCCCAUUUUUAAACCCGAUCUAUAAAUAAACUCUGCCCGAACUCUCCUCGGAUGCCCUUUAAACAGUCAGCCAUACCUUCAUAUAGGUAUACUUACCCAAAAGAUUUAUUCAUUAUAAAUGUGAAACAGUUUCAAAUAAACCUUUAUGGUAAACUGUCAUGAAAUGUCAACAAAGGACUUUUCUAUAAAUUCUAAACUUUUACUUCAAAAGACCAUUCACUUGGAUUGUCACGGUAGUAAGAAACGCUUUAUAAGCCAUCGUUUGGUUCUGGAAUGGUAUGAAAUGGUUCGCGGUAAAAUAGACAUCUUGGAUUGGUUACGAACUAAUUCGGAAUUCAUUUUAAUUGGCACCCGCAAAAAAGAUCUAGUUUAGUAACUAAACGUUAGUCACUGCAAAUUCAAUGGAUCGAGACCAUUCGUAUGAUUGGGAUGACAGCUGACAUGUUAUGAAAUUCGCGCCAUUUAAGUAGAAGAAUUUUGUUUACAACGAAAAUAUAAAUUUUUAAUUGCGAUGCAUGCUUUUCUAAAAUCCGGUAAACUAGGGGAUACAUCCUUGAAAAGUGCUUCGAAACCUAUUAAGAAACCCAAAUCGGUACCUUGGGUAGAAAAAUAUAGGCCCAAAACUGUAGCUGAUGUUGUUGAACAAAAUGAAGCGGUUUCAGUUCUUGAACAGUGUAUUUUAGGUGCAGAUUUACCAAAUCUUUUGUUUUAUGGUCCUCCGGGUACUGGAAAAACAAGUACAAUUUUAGCAGCAGCAAGACAACUUUUUGGAGACAUCUAUAGAGAAAGAAUUUUGGAACUUAAUGCUUCUGAUGAACGAGGAAUUCAAGUUAUUAGAGAUAAGGUGAAAACGUUCGCACAGUUAACAGCUAGUGGCACCAGACCAGAUGGCAAACCUUGUCCACCAUAUAAGAUUGUAAUACUAGAUGAAGCAGAUUCAAUGACUCAUGCAGCUCAAGCUGCUUUGCGUAGAACUAUGGAAAAGGAAACAAAAACUACGAGAUUCUGUUUAAUAUGUAAUUAUAUAUCAAGAAUUAUAGAACCUCUUACUUCUAGAUGUACUAAAUUUAGAUUUAAACCAUUAAAUGAGAAUAUGAUAUUUGAAAGGUUGUCUUAUAUAUGUAAGGAAGAAGGAAUAUCUGCCGACGACGAUACUUUAACAAGUCUAGUGGAUACAAGCAAUGGGGAUAUGAGAAGAGCUAUCACAUGUCUACAAAGUUGUGCUAAACUCAAAGGAUUGCAAGAAAAAAUUGAUAUUGACAAUGUUAUAGAAGUUACCGGAAUAGUGCCAAAUCAUUGGCUUGAUGAGUUUUUAUCUGUGUGUAAAAAUUUGAACGAUUAUUCACGUUUAGAAGAAUUUAUUCAAAAACUAAUGUUAGAAGCAUAUGCAGCUUCCCAAAUAUUGGAUCAGUUAAAUGAAAAAAUUGUGAACAGUGAUGAGUUUAAUGAUAAACAAAAGGCAGUAAUUGGGGAAAAGUUAGGAGCAGUUAGUUUUCGCUUACAAGAUGGAGGUUCUGAAUACAUACAAUUACUUGAUUUAGGAAAUUCCUUGUUUAAAGCUAAUGCAAUGGCAUAAUUUUAAUUUGUUUUAUCAUUUUUCCAAAUAUAAUCAUUCUUUAUAA
Messenger RNA from Diorhabda carinulata, 1646 nucleotides. RefSeq names its product replication factor C subunit 4. Gene Ontology annotation, cellular component: nucleus; DNA replication factor C complex. Lineage: Eukaryota; Metazoa; Arthropoda; Insecta; Coleoptera; Chrysomelidae. The transcript has a single exon. Bases 536 to 1600 code for a protein of 354 amino acids. The record is from RefSeq and is a predicted model, not a curated record. Gene Ontology annotation, biological process: DNA repair; DNA-templated DNA replication. Gene Ontology annotation, molecular function: DNA binding; ATP binding; DNA clamp loader activity.